ACAGUGAAUGUUCACUUCCACAAGGUGUCUGAAAUGGGCAAGAGGGAGGAGGGAGGGUGGUUUGUUCAGUGUGCAGAGUUUGCUGUGGUUUCACUCCUUCAUCUUCUUGAAGGAGCUCAACCUCCAUUUCAGACUGAGCAUCUUCCUCCUCCUCCUCCCUCUCCUCCUCCUCUUCCUCCUCCUGAACCGGACAGACCGGUGCAGACUCAUUGGACUUCUCUUUAUUUGGCUUAUUUUUUUUUUUUUGUUAAAUGUUAUAAUAUCAUUAUCAUCUUCAUCUUCAUCCAUCCUCUUGUUGGCCACUUCAUCAUUUCAUUCACUUAUUUGGCAGCUGCGGUCCAGUGAGCCUGAGUGAAGAUGUACCUGGAGAAUAAGAGUAAUAUUGAGGUGGAGAUGUCUCAAACCGGAGGCCAGGGUCACUCCAGCAGGGUAGGCCGCCGAAAGUCAGACUCUGUGUCUGGAAACUUUGAUGAGCUUCGCCUGCUGGAGGGAUUCUCCGGAAAAAAAGAAACACAGAAAUUACUGCAGGCUGCAGCCAUGCCCUCGGGACACUGCAUCAUCUACACCGACGUCCAUCAGGAGGACAGGCACAGCUUCAACAUGGUAAACCUCCUCAAUGGCAAAUCCAACCAAGCAAACCACACAGAGCGGACACCACUUCUCAAGUUCUCCCAAAAUGAUAGUAUCACCUACAUGACUCUGCAUGAGCCCAGUCUGGGGUCUGGAGAGGAAUCGUGGGAGGCGAGCUCUGCUGAACUGGAGAGAAGGUGCAGGCUGGGCAGUGAGGUCACCAGUCUCUCACACAUUACAUCCCCGGAGAAGAGUGAAAAUUACUUCAAACUCUCUUUUCCCAUCAGGUAUGAAAUACUGUUUAAAAGAUUGUGGUGA
Molecule: messenger RNA, 888 nt
Organism: Danio rerio (zebrafish)
Lineage: Eukaryota; Metazoa; Chordata; Actinopteri; Cypriniformes; Danionidae
Source: RefSeq, a predicted model, not a curated record